AUGCAUCUCCACGCAGCAUUCUUUACCUCAGUGCUAGCAACAGCAUGUGCACACGACGUUCUCUUCGGGCGUGAUUUGCCUCCUCCGAUUGCUGUAAACACGGAUAGUUACACUUCUUGCGCAAACGCGGCAUGGCCCCCUUCUCCAAUUGGAGCCGAGCUGGUUCCCCAAUCGCCAGACGACGAACUCAAGACGAUGGUGGAUGAGAUCAGUGCGGCAAACGUUGAAGCCAUCAUAACCAAACUUGUCUCCUUUGGCACUCGUCACACCCUGAGCACGCAGAACAGUACAACCCAGGGAAUAGGUGCCGCAAAGAAUUGGAUAGCACAGCAAAUGAAGGGGUUUGCUGAGACUAGUGAUGGAAGAAUGACAGUGAGCGUGGAAGGAUAUAUUCAAGGCAUUGCGAGCCGGAUACCUUUUCCGACUAGAAUCGACAAUGUGCUGGCGACUAUCAAGGGAAGCGAGGAAUCUGAGAGGGUGUACGUUAUGACGGGUCACUAUGACAGUCGAGUUACCGAUGUACUGGACUACACUUCGGAUGCUCCGGGGGCAAACGACGAUGCCAGCGGUGUUGCCGUUGCAAUGGAACUUGCCCGUAUACUAGCAACCCGGAAACCGAAAGCAACAAUAAUCCUCGGCACUGUAGCUGGCGAAGAGCAAGGCCUCUAUGGUUCAACUUUCCUCGCCCAGACUCUGAAAAAUUCAAGCACGAACGUAGAAGGCAUGCUGAACUGCGACAUUGUUGGCUCCUCUACCGGGGAUCGCGGCCAGAGAGACCCAUACACAGUCCGCGUACUUGCCCAAGGACCUCCGCUAUCGGAAACAAACAGAACAGCAGCUCUACGACUCCAGAUUGGCGGCGAGAACGACAGUCCAGCAAGAGAACUGGCUCGUUUUUCUGCCGAAGUCGCUGCUAACAACGCCACUGGCAUGAACAUCGCCCUGAUCUAUCGUCUUGAUCGCUUUCUCCGUGGAGGCGACCAUUCGCCUUUCCUCCAGGCCGGCUACCCCGCUGUCCGCUACACAGAACCGAAUGAGAAUUUCAACCACCAGCACCAAGACGUGCGAACUGAGAAUGGUACCGUGUACGGCGACUUGAUCGAAUUCGUCGACUUUGACUUCACGGCACGUGUUGCCAAGGUUAAUCUUGCAACGAUCUGGUCGUUGUCGCAAGCUCCGGGACUGGUCCGUAACCUUACUGUCGAUACCACGGUUUUGGAUAAUGACACCCGGCUCAAGUGGAUUGUGUCGAACAGCACUAGCGUGUCCAGUUACGAGGUUGUAUGGCGCUCCACCAUAGCACCUUUCUGGUCGCAUAUGUUGGAUGUCGGAAAGGUGGGCAGUGUCACAUUGCCGCUGAGCAAGGAUAAUGUGAUCUUUGGUGUGCGAGCUGUGGGAACGAAUGGGUACAAAAGCCCAGCUUCGUAUCCAUUCCCCGGAUAG
Molecule: messenger RNA, 1443 nt
Organism: Dothidotthia symphoricarpi CBS 119687
Lineage: Eukaryota; Fungi; Ascomycota; Dothideomycetes; Pleosporales; Dothidotthiaceae
Product: putative zinc metalloprotease
Exons: 2
Coding region: 1-1443 (480 amino acids)
Biological process (GO): proteolysis
Molecular function (GO): metalloexopeptidase activity
Source: RefSeq, a predicted model, not a curated record